UCCGAGCCAGCGCUCUCUGUCUGCAGUCAUGCCUUCUAACACAGCCGCAAGCAUGUUCGGUGGAGCCGGGGGCAGAGGCUCCAGGGUGUCCGUGGCGAGCCUGCAGGGGCUGCGUAACGUGAUGCGUAACGAUCCGGAGAGAGACUCCGCCGCCCCGAAGGAAGCGGCACCCACCGCCGCUGCCGCACCGCCUCCACCUCCCGCUGCCGCUCCUGCUGCUGCCGCCCCCGCCGACGACAAGCAGACCCUGCGGGGUCUGAACGACCGGCUGUCAGGCUACCUGGGCAGGGUGAGGCAGCUGGAGAAGGAGAACAGCGACCUGGAGAAACAGAUCGAUGAUAUUCUGGCCAAGAGGAAAGCACCGGAGGGGCGCAACUGGGAUGAUGUGGAGAAACCCCUGGAGGACCUCAAGAAGAAGAUCAGAGACAUCACCAUGGAUAACGCCAAGCUGCUGCUCCAGAUCGACAACACCAAGCUGGCUGACGAGGACUUCAAGAACAAGCUGAAGGAUGAGACGGAGGCCAGGAAGGAGCUGGAGAAAGACAUCGAAGAUCUCAAAAAGACCAAAGAAGACACCAGGCUGAACUGUAAGCAGACGAAGAAGGAGAUCGAACUGGUGAAGGAGGAGCUCGCUCGCCUCAACCAGGAGCACAAAGAGGAGGUGGAAGUCCUGCGUGAGAAGAUCAGGGACUCGGAGGUGAACGUGGAGAUCGACUCCCAGAACUCCAACCUGGCCGAGAUGCUCAACAAGAUCCGAGCCCAGUACGACAAACUGGCCAAGAAGAACCUGAAGGAGACGGACGAUUGGUAUCAGAGCAAGUUUGACAACAUCAAGGUGGAGGAGGCCCAAAACAACGAGGCCUUGAACUCCGGAAAGGUGGAUCUCAAGGAUCUGCUCAAGAAGAAGCAAUCUCUGGAGGUCGAGAUCCAGAGUCUGCACAGCACGAUCUACCAUCUGGAGGAAACCCUCAAGAACACCAAAGUAGACAACGGUCAGCGCCUGGCCCCCCUCAACCAGGUGAUACUGGACCUGGAGCAGGAGCUGAGGAAGGUCAGGGCGCAGGUGGAGCACCAGGUGGAGACCAACAACAACCUGGUGUGUGUCAAGAUGAAGCUGGAGGCGGAAAUAGAUCACUACCAACAGCUGAUUCAAGGCAUGACGGCCGAUCCUGAAAGCUUGGAGUUUUCUUUAGAGGACGCGGUGCAGAGCGAUCCGCCAAAGCCUGAGGAGGAGGUGCCCAGGAAGCGGGAGGAAGUGCAAGAAGAAGCCCUGGUGAAGCAAGAAAGUGCCCCUGCUGACAAAUCCACUCCCCCAAAAGCCCCUGAAGACGCCCCGGCCGAGGCAGAACAGCUGGACGAGGACCCAAUCAAGGCCGAGACGGUCGCUACUGAGAAGGUGGCGAGCGACGGCCCCGCAAAGAAGAAGAAAUCAAAAAAGUCCAAAAAUAAGAAAAAUUCAUCCUCUUCCUCUUCUUCUUCCUCCUCCUCCUCAUCUUCCUCCUCCUCCUCCUCCUCCUCUGAUAAUGAAGAUGAAAAGCCCAAGGAGUAGCUCUGCUCUGUUCCUCCUCUAUCGCAGCAUCGUAUCAAACUGUUUCUCACUGUCGCUGCCAAACCUGUAAAGCCACUAUGAGCUCCUGAGGGAGUUGGUUUUUUCCUCGCAUGUCGCCGAAUAAAUAAAUAAAUAAAUAUGGUAUUGAAAAAGUCACCCAGGAGUGUUUCAUUUAGUCUGUUGAUACGUUAAUCAUGUGGCAAUUGUUGUUUACCUUCAUAUGAUGUACUUCAAAAAAUAUUGAGAUAACACAGCUGAUUUUAUAUUUCAACAAAAUAUCCUUGACAACUAAGUGAUGUGAGCAAACCUCUUCUUAAGUCGGAACAUAAGUUUAAAAUACAUUUACUUUAGUGUAAGAGCAUUUACUAAACUGUUACCAUUAAAUCUUUGUUUUAGCUCUAAUAUGUAGCUCUAUGUACGACAUUCAAUAUCAAUAUGACAAGUGAACUACCAGCUAUAAUGGACCAGCUGCAUAGAAAAUGCUCCCUGCACACUAGGAAAUGAAAUAUCAUCAGCAACAAAAGACAAAAUUAAUCAAACUGAAUCCAUAAAUGGAGUCAACAUCCAGUGUCUGUUACUGUAGCAGUCUAGCGAUCUCGUUACAAGGAAAUUGUCGACUAAAUAAAUUCAACCGAAGUCUGUUCGUGUCAACAGAAACACCACAUGCGUUUGUAUAAGAGUCACGCUGUUGUCAGUGCAGACAACUGCCAUAGAGCUUUUUUUUUUGUAAGAGUGAUUUAUUUAUUUCUUCAAAUGAAGAUGGUACAGACGACAUGAAAGCACAGGGGAGGGAGGGAGGAAGAGGGGGACUGAAUUCAUCCAACAGGUGGAUAUUGCAUGGUGAGGUGGGUCGAGGGGGGCAAGCAAGAGUACCAAAUGGAGUAAAAGAUAUCGUAUCAAAAAUUU
This is a messenger RNA of Acanthopagrus latus (yellowfin seabream), 2455 nucleotides long. Its product is annotated as keratin, type I cytoskeletal 18-like. The record is from RefSeq and is a predicted model, not a curated record. Gene Ontology annotation, molecular function: structural molecule activity. The coding region runs from base 29 to 1549 and encodes 506 amino acids. The transcript has 8 exons. NCBI's taxonomy places the organism in Eukaryota, Metazoa, Chordata, Actinopteri, Spariformes, Sparidae.